Molecule: messenger RNA, 2097 nt
Organism: Strongyloides ratti
Lineage: Eukaryota; Metazoa; Nematoda; Chromadorea; Rhabditida; Strongyloididae
Product: Nitrogen permease regulator 2-like protein
Exons: 6
Coding region: 1-2097 (698 amino acids)
Biological process (GO): aromatic amino acid metabolic process; GPI anchor biosynthetic process; cellular response to amino acid starvation
Cellular component (GO): endoplasmic reticulum membrane; cytoplasm; GATOR1 complex
Molecular function (GO): catalytic activity; GTPase activator activity
Source: RefSeq, a predicted model, not a curated record
AUGGCAAUAAUAGAUUUACUUGUAAAAGUAAUUAAAGUUUGGAGUUUGUCUUUUUUAUUUUGCAUUUGUUUUGGAUCUCCAUUUAAAGGUUAUUAUACAGAAACAAGUAUUCUAGCAACUUAUUUUUGUGGUGUUUUAAUACCACUUAUCAUUCGUACAAAAUUACCAAUAUCACGAAUAAUAGGUGUAUUAUCAACGUUUAAGAAAAAUUCAUUAAAUCAAUCAAAUAUAAUUGAGACACGCCUUGCUCAAUUUACAUUUAUAGGUGCUUGGUUUGGCUGUUUUGUCAUUCCACUUGAUUGGGAUAAGUGGUGGCAGGCAUAUCCACUACCAGCUUUAUUUGGACAAAUUAUAGAGUAUAAUUUUCCUAAGGUUAUUCCUACAAAUCCAGGAUCUCCUAAAUUAAUUUCACCAUCAACAUUUUUGGAGGGUAUAAUUUUUUUUGUUUUUGAUAAUCGUAUUGGACCUAUUGUUAAACAUCAAGUUCCUGGAAAUAUUUUAGAUUUACAAUUUGUUAAUGAUAAUUCUGUACUAGUUAUACCAAAAGAUGAUUUUAUGGGUAAAAUGUUAAAAUUCAAUUCAAAUGGAAUAACACUUAUGGGAAGACCUAUAGCUAUAAAAGAUGAUUACUAUGAAAGAAGUAAAUUUAUGUUUAAUUGUUGUUUAGCUAUUAAAGAAGACAGUACAGCAGAAUUUUCUUAUUCUUCUAUUGUAAGAAAAAUUUCUGAAUAUUUGGAAGAAAUGGAAGUUGAAAGUCGAUGUUUAUCUUCGGAUAAUUUUGAUCUUGAAGGACUUUUAAAAAAAAUUUAUAAAGAUUUAACAGAGAAAGGACAGUGUGUACAUUCAGUUAAUGCUGGAUUAAAAAUUUAUCUUAAACCUGAUUCAAAUUUAGAACGUCGUGUAGCACCUAUUGUAGAUCAAUAUAUGGUUCCAAUAUUUAAUAGACUUCCACCACCAACAAAACAAGAACAAUUAUGUAGAAUGGAUUUACUUUGUAAAAAGAUUUGUCCUUUAAUUGAUGGAAUUAAUACAAUAAAAGAAAUUGCGGAUGAAGUUGAAAUUGAUGUUGACCUUGUUAUUCGUUGUAUUAAAAAUCUUCAUGUAUAUGGUUAUGUAACAUUACUUCCAUUAUUUAUGUACAGAAAUUGUUAUACACAAACAGAAUCAAUAGCUGAUUUUCGUAGAAAUGAUACACUAAAAAAUGAAUGUUUAGCAUUUAUAAAAUUAAAUAGACGUUUACGUAAAAUUUCUUUUGAUGAUGUUUAUCGUUUAUAUUUAUCAUUGUCAGCAAAUUUAACAGUUAGACAAUGGUGUAUAGAGUUUAAUCCUCGAAAUUAUGGUAUUGAUGAACGUAAAUUUAUUCAGUAUGGUGUUUAUAGAAAAAUUAUUACAAAAAUUAACACUUACCCAAUAGCAUUAAAUCCUAAUGAUAAAACUGAAAUCGCUGGAUUUUAUAUGUCUAAUAGUAAACCUAUAUUGUAUUCAUAUUGGCGUAGUUCUUGUUCAUGGAGAGUAAGAAUUGCUUUAAAUCUUAAAAAUAUUGAUUAUGAAUAUAAAGCUGUUAAUUUGCUUAAACAAGAAAAUCAUGCAAAUGAAUACUUAAAAAUAAAUUCAAAUGGAUUUGUUCCAACUCUCGUUAUUGAUGAUUCUGUUCUUAUUGAAUCAAUUGCAAUUAUUGAAUAUUUAAAUGAAAAAUAUCCAGAAACUUGUCCUUUACUUCCAAAAUCAUUAAUUGAUCGUGCUAAUGUCAGAGCUAUUACAUUAAUAAUUUCUUCUUCUAUCCAACCUAUUCAAAAUAUUGGAGUUUUAAAUUAUUUAUCUAGUGAUCCUGAAAAAAAAACUGAAUGGGGAAAACAUUUUAUAACUAAAGGAUUUACUUCACUUGAGAAAAUGUUAGAGAAAACUCAUGGAAAAUAUUGUGUUGGUGAUAAUAUUACUAUUGCAGAUAUAUGUAUACCUCCUCAAGUUUACAAUGCUAAUCGUUUUAAUGUUGACAUGUCAAAGUUUCCAAUAAUUAGUAAAAUUAAUGAAGAAUUAGAAAAAAUUGAAGCAUUUAGAAAAGCUCAUCCAUCUUUUCAACCAGAUGCCGUAAAUUAA